CACAGGCAAGAAGCUAGAAUUAAACGUCAGAAUUUGCAAAAUAUUGGAAUGACGAAUUUUGUGUUAUAUUCAUCUUAAUUAUCAAUUGAUAUAGAAUGUUUUCUUUACGAUUACCAUUAAUUUCAAGAAUUGCCACUGCAUUUUCAAGUGCUUCGAAGGUGAGAAUCGCCCCGGCAUUCUCUCCAGCAUGUUUUUCCAAUAAAUCGAUCAAUACAACUGUUUCCCGUUUUACAUCAUCGUUGGUGUCCCCACAGCUUGACACUUCCAUUCUGCAGAAAGUAAACCAACAGAUAGAAUCCAGUUCUGAAGGCCGCCUCUUCGUGGUAGUUCAAUUAUGCGGAAAGCAAUUUAAAAUUACAUCUGGCGAUAUCAUCAUCGUGGAGGGAUAUUGGCCACCGAAUAACGGGGAAAUAAUUCGAUUGGACAAGGUAUUGCUUGUCGGAAGUAAAGAUUUUUCUCUGAUCGGGAGGCCGUUGGUGCCCCAGGGAUUGGUAGAUGUUCAGGGAACCAUAAUCGAAAAGUCCUUGUCACAUACGAGAACGCAUUUCAAAAAGAAACGAAGGAAGCAGUAUAUGAGAAUUAAUUUUUACCGAACGCAGCAAACAAUGAUCCGAAUUAAUUCCAUCGAGUUGAAUUCGCAUGGUAUUCCAGAAAAGGAUGAAUUCCCAGAUGAGUUUGAAAACAGAUUUUUCUAGUUGUUUACUGUGAAUUAUUUGAAUAAAUUUAGUUUAAUAAUCA
Malaya genurostris is the source of this 738-nucleotide messenger RNA. RefSeq names its product large ribosomal subunit protein bL21m (gene mRpL21). The transcript has 2 exons. Gene Ontology annotation, molecular function: RNA binding; structural constituent of ribosome. Bases 96 to 695 code for a protein of 199 amino acids. Gene Ontology annotation, biological process: translation. Lineage: Eukaryota; Metazoa; Arthropoda; Insecta; Diptera; Culicidae. Gene Ontology annotation, cellular component: mitochondrial large ribosomal subunit; ribosome. The record is from RefSeq and is a predicted model, not a curated record.